This is a messenger RNA of Tetranychus urticae (two-spotted spider mite), 1809 nucleotides long. Lineage: Eukaryota; Metazoa; Arthropoda; Arachnida; Trombidiformes; Tetranychidae. The record is from RefSeq and is a predicted model, not a curated record.
AUGCGUUUACCUGAUAAAUUACCGAUUAUUUUCCAUAAUUUGAAAGGUUAUGACGCCCAUUUAAUUAUUAAAGGUCUCAAGACAGAUUCAAUCAGAAAAAUUAGCGUGAUUCCACAAAAUACUGAGAAAUACAUUGCAAUCAUUAUGGAUGAUUUUCUGUUUUUAGACAGCCUUGCUUUCUUACUUUCUAGUUUGGAUACACUUGCGAAUAAUCUGUCAAAUGAAGAAAAAACAAAAUUUCUAAAGCAAGUAUUUUCAGACGAAGAUUUACCAUUUAUACUUACAAAAGGUGCCCUGCCUUAUGAAUACAUGGAUUCUUGGGAAAGAUUUGAGGAAAGAAAAUUGCCUUCGAUUGAUAAAUUUUAUUCAAAUUUAUCAUUGAAAACUAUUGAUCAACAGACUUAUGAUAGACUUGGAGCAAUAUGGAAGCAUUUUAAAUGCAAGAACCUUGGUGAUUUUCAUGACGUUUAUCUCAAAGUUGAUGUUUUACUACUCACAGCGAUUUUUCAAAACUUUCGUGCUACAAGUCUUGCGCAGUUUGGAUUAGACCCAUGUCAUUAUUUUUCUACUCCUGGACUUACUUGGGAUGCAUCUUUGAAAUUUACUGGAAUGGAGUUGGAUCUUUUAACUGACAUUGAUAUGAUUUUAAUGAUUGAAAAUCAAAUACGAGGAGGAAUAUCAUGUGCAAUGUCUCGACAUGCUAAAGCAAACAAUCAAUUUUCCGAAGAAUAUAACCCUGAGGAACCAACAUCAUUUAUCGCCUAUCUUGAUGUUAAUAAUCUUUACGGUUAUGCCCUGAGUGACGUUUUACCAUGCAGAAACUUUGAAUGGGUACCAGAGAAUAUGUUCCAAAAUGUCAUUCAUGAAAUUUUGAAUUCUAAUCAGGAUCGAAAAACAGGAUACAUGCUUGAAGUUGACUUGGAUUAUCCUGCAUCAUUACAUGAUUUGCAUAAUGAUUACCCUCUUGCUCCUGAAAAAAUAAUUGUUGAAAAUGAUCAACUCAGUAAUUAUCAAAAGGAAAUUGUUGAAUUCUUGCAAUCCAAAGGGAUCAAGCGUUACAAAACUGCAAAACUGGUCCCAAAUUUAAUGAAAAAGGAAAAAUAUGUCCUUCACGAACAAAAUUUACGUUUUUACAUCGAGAAAGGACUUGUUCUCAAAAAAGUGCAUCGCAUAAUUAAAUUUGAACAAGAGCCUUGGUUACGACCCUACAUUCAAAUGUGUACUGAAAAUAGGAGAAAGGCUACUUCAUCAUUUGAAAAAGAUUUUUGGAAACUAAUGGUCAAUUCAUUAUACGGUAAAAGUAUUGAGGAUAAACGCAAACAUAGUGAAGUCAAAGUCGCUACAAAUGCCAGACAAGCCUUACAACAAAUAAGACAACCAAUGUUUGAGCAAUUUUACAUUUUGGACAAUAACUUAGCAAUCAUAAAAUUACAUCAUUUUCUAUAUGAUGUUACAAAUAAAAAGAAACUUGGAUACCUUAAAGAUGAAAUGAGUGGCGAAAUAAUUGAUGAAGUUGUUGCUAUAAAAUCAAAGCUUUAUGCAAUAAAAUAUGGUACAAAAAAGAAGCUUACUGCAAAAGGAGUUCAAAAAGCAAUUGUCAAAAGCGCAAUUACAAUCGAUGAUUACAAGGACUGUUUGUUCAACCAUGUAUUAUUGAAUCAUGACAAUUUUCGAUUACAGAGCAAACAACAUUCAAUUUCAUCAGUUAAAAUUAACAAGCUGUCUCUUUCGCCCCUCGAUGAUAAAAGAUAUAUUUUGGAUGAUGGAAUCUCAUCUUAUGCUUUUGGACAUUACAAAAUUGUUUAUUGA